This is a messenger RNA of Triticum aestivum (bread wheat), 2730 nucleotides long. RefSeq names its product prolyl endopeptidase. Gene Ontology annotation, molecular function: oligopeptidase activity; serine-type endopeptidase activity. Gene Ontology annotation, biological process: proteolysis. Lineage: Eukaryota; Viridiplantae; Streptophyta; Magnoliopsida; Poales; Poaceae. The record is from RefSeq and is a predicted model, not a curated record. Bases 57 to 2390 code for a protein of 777 amino acids. The transcript is spliced from 12 exons. Gene Ontology annotation, cellular component: cytosol.
CGGCGGUGCGUGUGGCCGCACCCAGCACGCCAGCCACGGCAGUUCGCAGUUUAACAAUGCUUCUACUUAAAUCCCUCCGCCCCCUCCGCCGCCUGCUCUCUCCGCCACAACGCCGUCCCUCCACUUCGAAAUCCUCCUCCCACCUCUCGCUCCCCUCCCGCCGCUCACUCCACCUCCCGCGCGCCGCCGCCGCCGCCGCCAUGGGUUCCGUCGCCGGGGACGCCGUGCGCCUCGCCUACCCGCCCGUCCGCCGCGACGAGUCCGUCGUCGACAGCUACCACGGCGCCCAGAUCCCCGACCCCUACCGCUGGCUGGAGGACCCGGACUCGGAGGAGACCAAGGAGUUCGUGGCGGCCCAGGCGGAGCUGGCCGAGUCGGUGCUCGCCGGCUGCGCCGACAGGGAGGGCCUGCGCCGCGAGGUCACGCGCCUCUUCGACCACCCGCGCCACGCCGCGCCCUUCCGCCGCGGCGACAAGUACUUCCACUUCCACAACUCCGGCCUCCAGGCCCAGAGCGUCCUCUACGUGCAGGAUGAUUUGGAAGCAGAGGCGGAGGUCCUCUUGGAUCCAAACACUCUAAGCAAGGAUGGAACUGUUGCUCUUUCAACAUAUUCUAUUAGCGAGGAUGGCAAGUACAUCGCUUACGGGCUAAGUGAAAGUGGCAGCGACUGGAUCACUAUUCGCGUUAUGCACAUUGCAGACAGGCAGGAUAUGCCUGACAAAUUGUCCUGGGUGAAGUUCUCUUCUAUAAGCUGGACCCAUGACGGGAAAGGGUUUUUCUAUGGCCGAUAUCCUGCACCUGGAGUGGAAAUGGAUGCUGGAACCGAGACAAAUAUCAAUCUUAAUCAUCAGAUAUAUUACCAUAUCUUGGGGUCUGAUCAGUCAGAGGAUAUACUAUGCUGGAAAGAUCCUGAAAACCCCAAACAUUCCCUUGGUGCAUCGGUCACUGAAGAUGGAAAGUACAUCAUACUGGGUACCUAUGAUGGUUGUGAUCCUGUCAACAAGCUAUACUAUUGUGAAAUUUCUUCACUUCCUCAUGGAUUAGAGGGUUUCAGAGAGACAAAGGAGAUGCUUCCAUUUGUCAAGCUUAUAGACAACUUUGAUGCUCAAUAUCAAGUUGUGGCAAACGAUGGUGAUGAAUUUACAUUCCUGACCAAUAAAAAUGCUCCAAAGAAUAAGCUGGUAAGGGUAAAUAUAAAAAAGCCAGAGGUGUGGACUGAUGUUCUUUCUGAGCAUGAAAGAGAUGUGCUCGAGUCAGCUGACGCGGUUAAUGGAAACCAGUUGGUGGUGUGUUACAUGUCAGAUGUUAAGCACACUCUGCAGAUAAGAGACCUUAUAACUGGAAAUUUGCUUCAUCAGUUGCCUCUAGAGAUUGGUUCUGUUUCAGAGAUCUCCUGUAGACGGGAAGACAAGGAAGUUUUUAUUGGCUUCACGAGCUUUCUUUCUCCGGGUAUUAUUUAUAGGUGUAACUUAGCAUCUACAAUCCCUGAAAUGAAGACCUUCCGAGAAAUUUCAGUUCCUGGGUUCGAUCGCACAAGCUUUGAAGUUAAGCAGAUUUUUGUCCCUAGUAAGGAUGGAACCAAGAUUCCCAUGUUCAUAAUGUCGAAGAAAGAUAUCGAACUCGAUGGAUCACAUCCAACUUUGCUAUAUGGUUAUGGUGGAUUCAACAUAAGCAUUACCCCUUCUUUCAGUGUUAGUCGUCUUGUCCUAUGCAAGAACAUGGGUUCUGUUGUCUGCAUUGCGAACAUCCGGGGUGGUGGAGAAUAUGGUGAGGAGUGGCACAAAGCUGGAGCACUUGCAAAGAAACAGAAUUGUUUUGAUGACUUCAUUGCUUGUGCGGAACAACUUAUUUCUUCUGGUUACACAAGUAACAAGAAAAUAUGUAUUGAAGGUGGAAGCAAUGGUGGUCUUCUAAUUGCUGCUUGUAUUAACCAGCGGCCUGACCUUUUUGGGUGUGCCCUGGCUCAUGUUGGUGUCAUGGAUAUGCUUCGGUUUCACAAGUUCACAAUCGGUCAUGCCUGGACUACAGAUUAUGGUUGUUCAGACAAGGAAGAAGAAUUCGGCUGGCUUAUCAAAUAUUCUCCCCUUCAUAACGUGAAGAGACCUUGGGAGCAAAGCUUUGGUGAUAAUUGUCAGUAUCCAGCAACCAUGCUGUUGACAGCUGAUCAUGAUGACCGUGUUGUGCCAUUGCACUCGCUGAAGUUGUUGGCUACAAUGCAGCAUGUCUUGUGCACUAGCAUUGAGAACAGCCCGCAGACCAACCCAAUAAUUGGUCGCAUUGACCGCAAGUCAGGGCAUGGAGCUGGCAGGCCGACUAAAAAAUUGAUUGAUGAGGCCGCGGACCGUUACAGUUUUAUGUCGAAGAUGUUGGGCGCUACAUGGACUGACUAGUUCAAUUCUGUCCUGGAGGUGCUGUGUGCUGAGCACACAAGACGGUGAAAGGUGUAAUCCUGGAGGGGAAAGAUUGCUAUCGCUUCAGCUGCUGAACAGUUUUUGAGUUCAAGUACUACAAUUCUUUGAAGCUUACAACACUUACAAUGUUUGUGUUGUGCAAGAGCCUAUAUAUUCUUCCAUAUGUGAAAGGGGUGUGUGUUUCUGCUUAGAAAAAUGCUGUUGAAAACUUGAAAUGGACCAAUGAAGCUGUCUGGCUGGAACGAUUUAGUCAGGACGCUCAGCCUGUCCCUCGGGGCUCAGGGUAUGCUUGAUAGAUUUAUUUAAAGUAUUUUCUUGA